AUGGCGACCGGCCUGGAUGAGCUUUUGGAAUUUUUACUAUCAGAAAUUGCUCUCCUCGGCGUUCAAGGUGCAAGCAGUGCAGACUUCCGUCGUUUCAUUCAAAACUUCUACAGCCAAAGUCAGGAUGAUGCGCCGUCCAGGCUCGAUGACCAGACUGAGGCAUCUCUGUCAGCAAACAGUCUUGGCCGCAACUUCUAUGAACGCACAUGGCAAUGGCUCACUAAUCAUCCAGACAUUCGCAUUGUCUACAAGGCAGAGGUUCAGAACUACACCCUCUCUGAGUUCGAAGCGGCUGAACUACAUGAGACUGGUACUAUUGGCGACACACAUGCCGCAGAGCCCGACCAGGGCUUGAACACCUCUGCGACUAAGAGAGUGCAUCCCUCAAAUACAUUGAGUGGGCUGGGAGAAGCCCUGCGGCAGAGAAUUCAUGGCGAGGAAGGCGGGCCUAGAAUACCUUCUAGUCUACCGAAUCAAGCUAUAGCUUCAUUGUCUGCUGGCCGACCAUCUCGCGGUGUGGUAGAAGCUCCACAAACCACAACAGCAAUCUUUGAUGAGCCCAACUCAAGCAUGACUGCGCCCCGUCUGUACACAAGUCAGAAUAGAGUUUGGCAGGCAUUGACCGGCCAUGGAAUUGAUCUGAAGAAGGUCCCAAGCAUGGAGUUUGUACUACUUUCACUUAUCGCUGCUCGCGGUGCUGCUGGCAUUACCCAACCGGAGCUCAUUGCUAUCAGCGGCCAGGACAAGAGAUCUGUACCGCACAGAACAGAUGAGCUGGCCCGUAAAAAUUACAUAUCAAAGUAUCCUGUUCAGUCCAACAAGAUGCGGACCAGUCUUUGCAUUCAUACAAAGUUCGUAUCUCAGAACGCUUUCAUCGAGUCUAGUGCUGUGGAGGAUGUAUACCAAGAUGAUGGAACAUUCGUGGUUAGAAGCUUUGCCCAGUUGCUGUACAAUAAAGUGGGUGAAGGGGGUAUUGUUCCCACGCGAACUAUUAGGCAGAAGCUGGGUGUACCAAUGUCGGCAUGGAACAAGCGAGCUACACAAGGCGCCCUGAUUCGAUUAGAUCAGAGCGGAAUGAUCAAGCGACGUAGGAUCCGUAAACAAAAGUCUGAGGAUGCUUGGAUCACCUGCAUCCAGGUGCUACGUGCGCCAAAAGAAGAAGAUCUCAAGAAUCUUGGUUUUCGACGCACGAUUGAUCCCGCUGAUGGAUCGGGUGCAGAGCCGCUCGACGAAAGCGCUGAUGGUGAUGACAUAAUGAAAGAUCUUGAAGACGAUAUGUUGGACGAUUGUGAACCCAGUACCAAUCCUCAAGACAACACGUCUGCUACUGACAAACCUGAAACCAUACCUCCGCAGUGGACACCGGAUCACUUUCUCCCCAACACAGUCUUCAAUGCCGUCGCAUUAGGUGGUCCACGUGGAUGGGAUGCCGAGACUUUGCGCGACCGAAUCGUCGGACCAUUCUGGAGGCGUCCAAUGGAAUCAUAUUUCUCCCGCAUAACAAAUGACUGGGAGAAAACGCAGCCGCUCCAUCUUCGUCAUCUGGCCGUCAUUCGAGAUCAGGGCGUGACUGAUGAGAAGAAAUUCCUCCAUUACGUCUAUCGGACAUAUGCCAAUUUCGAAAAGGCCGUAGAGCUACAAUAUGCUCAUUGGGAAGGUGUAGCCAGUUUCGGGCCCGACGAGGUGUUUGAUCCUACCAGUAACGGCGCAGUCCUGGAUGCUUGGGGUUUUCCUGCUAUCAAGCCAAGUAACUUGGUACGAGGAUCUGGUGCAGCAACACUGUCUGAGGCUGGCGCAGUCAUCGUAAAGCAGCGCAAAUAUGGCUCCAGAUGGGACAAUGCGUUGGGACAAGAGAUUAGCUAUCAAAAGCCUUCGAAAACUGUGCCGAAAGAGAAAACGCCGCGCAAACUAGGUCGACCUAAAAAGGUUGCAAAAGCUAUCAAAGAAAAGCCUGUCAAAGUAGCUAAAGACCCGAAACCGCUCAAGAAAACCUCGGGUCUCUCACUCACACCUGAAGAAAUGAGGUCGCUAGGCCUAGAUCCUAAUGUUCGUUUGAGCAAAAAUAUACAGAGGCAGAUCCUUGCACACCGCCAGAUGACAGGAAAUCCGACGUCGCUACCAGAUGCGGUUGUGCAAGACCACGCUAAGCGCCAACUCAGUGUACCUCUCAUGACAAAGGAGGAGCGCGUAGCGGCGGGUUUGUCUGCAAGAGGGCGUUUGGGUAUAGAACAAGAGAACAAAAUCCGAGAGGAGCGCGGGCUACCCAAGUUAGUCAAGAAGGAGAAGAAGCGAGUAACGAAAACGAACAAGGAGCCCACACUGCUCAGCAAGCAGCAAAGAAUAGCACUAGGCUGGAAGGACCAUGGUCGUUUACCACAAGAUCUUAUCGAAGGUCUUCGUCGGGAGCGAGAGGAAGGCAUUGCUCUUGAAGAUUCGAAGGUCAUUGCCAAGUAUAUGGAUGAGAUGAGGGCAAAAGCGUCGUCGUCAAAUACACCCAAAAAGGCCAACGGACCCACUCGAAAACCCAUUGAAACAACAGAAGAGCUUGACGAAUGCCAGGGGGAUCAACCCACGGACGAUGUAUCAAGGCCCGGGAAGCGGAAGGCUAAGAACCUAGUAACCACUCCGGUGUCAUCGAAAAAGCGGCGCAAGGAAACAACUACCCCUCAAGAAUCGACCUCGGUUCCUGUCCCAUCAUUUACGACAUCUCCGGAAACCAUCAUCGACCGAUUUGAGAGCUGUGCUCCAUCAGCAAUCCCUGACGAGCAAAGCGUAGACAACACAAACUCGUUGAUCGUGAAAGAUGCCGGUCGACCAGUUGAGCCAAUGACACUGUCAAUGGAUGAGCCCAUUCUACCAAGUGUGGAAUCUGAGCCUUGUUUGCGACCUCCGACGAAGGUCUACAUGACUCCUGACACCACCAAACUCGACGAUGAAGCUCUAGCAGCCAUUGACCAGUACGAGAGACGAUGUUCACCGGGGCUCUAUCUCAAUCCCUAUGUGAAGCAAAAGGUUGCACGAGGUCGGCCACGGAAGGCACUCAUGGCGACAUUCAAGUUACCACGCCUAGUGGAGAUGGACUGGUACACGGCAGAAGACGCUCAAAGAAAAUUAAUAAACCAUGACCGUGUCACGCAUACUCCUGACACCACACAAAAGCCCGCAUCUCACGGCGGGGAAAGCAUGGAUGUUUCAAGACAUACCUCAUAUGCUGCGCAAUCGGAGCAGUCACAAGCCGAAAUGCAAUUGCGAAGCGACAUGGAGACGCGGCACGAUAUUCAAAAUCAUACCCCGCCACCUUCCACACCUGGCAAGGCCACUUCAGUGGAACCUGAGAGAAUACCAAUGAGUCGCGAAAACAGCGCUGAUAAAAAGGCCGAGAUCGAUAUGCCUGAGGUCUCAGACCCAGACAAAGGUGAAAUCCAACCACCUGCUGUCUUUGAUGUAUCAAGAACACAAUCACCGCGACCGAUUCCAUCAUUGAUACGCAAGGUAGGCGGCUGGGCACCCAUCAACGCGCCUGGCCUCGAUCGUACUUCCCCGUAUCAAAGCCCUUAUGCCAACAGUCCAACAUUGGAACCCCAACCACCGUCACAGACUCCAGACGUUGUUCGUGGUAGUGACCAAGUCACAAUAGCUGAUGGCUCACAUCUUGUCACUUCUGAGACGAGUGAUGGCCAAAAGCCUCCCGAUGGUAUGUACACAACUAUUGUGGAAGCUCCUGUGCCCCCCGUAUCAGGCACCAAGCCAAGGGUUAAAGAGCACGGAAAAGGUGGCAGUCAGCGCCGUUUCAGAGAAAAGGUCAUCCUGGACAUCAUUAAACGCUGCAACGGCGUGUUUCCCGGAGGAGGUGAGAUCCUGCGGCCAUUUCUCACCCUUUGGCGCGAGCGACACUCCAACAUCAAAGAGCCCUCCCUUAGUACUAUCAGCGAAACCCUCAGGAGUAUGGCUGCCCGUCCAGAAUUUGGAUUGAAGCACUGGAACUUUGCCUCACAGAACAAGAAUACCCCCGGCACAACCACCCGAAGGAUGUUUACAUGGGCACACCUGAACGAAAGGAGCCCAGAAGUCUUGAAGCUGGCGCACAAUAUGGCACAGUACUCCCACCAAAAGGAGUACACCACUCGUGUGUCGGAGAAGUCUCUCUUGUACUACCCUGAAGAAAUACGUGACCUGAUUGGCGACGUUGUCUCAUAUCAGCCCGUUCAGGCCGCCCCCAAAGACGAGAGCAUCGUCCUCAACCCAUCGAAUCCUGACAUUGAGAAACAAAUCAAGGACGCCAAACAGCGCCGGCAGUUCGAAUUGAAGAAGCAGAGGAUGCUAGAAAUCAAGGCUCGCAAGGUUCAAGAUGCUAGGGUCGAACAGGCGCUUUCAAAGCUGCCUCAUGAUUCUGAUGGUGUGCCGCGCGCGAAACGAGCAAGACUGGCAAGUCUGAACGACAGAAGCAAGCGCAUUCGGCGGGCUCCAUUGUACCCUGUAGAUAUGCAGAUGCUCGGCGAGGAGUCUGAUGAUGCAGAGACUGUUGGACCUGACGUCGGCACGGCGGAUAAGCCUGAACAAGUUUCCCUAGUUUGGAUGCGUCCUAUCAUCGCGCCUGUACCAGAACGUGAGGCAAUACCAACUGAGGAGCAGUCUGAGGAUGAAGAAAGUGAAGAUGAAAUAGCUGAUUGGAAAGGACGAGCAGCGCAUGAGGAUGAUGAUGUUAAGGCUCAAGAUCCGUCGCCAGUUGUGGAGUCCGUCGAGGACCAUCUCCAGAAAGACAUUGCGACGACCCAGCCUCAUCAAACGGAGCAGAAGGAAGACUCACAUGAAUCGCUGGAUGUUGAGACCGCUAACCCGACUGCCGUUGUCAAGAAUAGCAAGAAGCGUGUAAGGAUUGUUGCCCCUCAGGACCAAUCUCCCAAGAAGAGGGCCCGCUUAACACCUGUGGCCGCUAUUGAGCCACAGGAUAGGGUACACACACCACAAUCCAACUCUGACGAUGACCGUGAAGGAAGUCGUGGUAUGGCGCGGUUUGGGUCGGAGCAGAGUGGCGGCACAGGUCACGGUCGCCAGCGAAGCAAGCGAGGCCCUCCUCCCACAUUGCUUGAACGUCUUACCGGCCUUACAGGUGACCAAAACGAUCCAAUAUACCAGCAGCCGCAGAGUGGUCCAAGGUCCAAUCUGGUAUCACGUCCAUGGAGUGAAAGGAAGAAGAUACAGAUCGAAAAACACGGGAAAGAACGACAGUACAGCAAGGCUGUUGAUCAAGUGGAUGAGUUUAACAGGCUCUUCUGCACAUUCGUGGUGGUCUCUUCUUUGUCUGGAGAAGAUGGAUCAAUGGACUGGGGCCUCUUCAAGCGCGUGUAUGCGAAUGACAAACGUUUCAAUCUAAACACGGCUCGAAAGCUGUGGUCCUGGAUGCAGAAUCGCAUGGCUAAACAGGUGAAUGAUUUGACAGCAUCAUUUCAAUCGCUGUACCUGGAAGCUUAUGAGUCUGGCCAAAUUGCUGCCAUCGAGGAUCCUGAGACACAUGACUGGGCAGGCCUCGUACGAUGGGCGUCAUACAAAUGUGCUUUUCCCGAAAUUCCUCUCCCAGUUCUUAGGGAAGCACUACAACAUUUUGCCAUUGAGGAAUCGAGUUUUGAAAAUUUAGAUCGUGUUAGUUGGUUCAAGGCCACAACAGCGGAUCGAACAAGGACUAUGCUCCAACUUCAGUAUUCCUUUACCGCUCCCCUUCAUCGAUCGCGGAAGUCGGCUUGGUCACCUGAAGAUAAGCUUCUCAAAGCGCGGUCAUGGGUUCGUGCAAAUACAGCGACACCGCAAGCUCACUAUGACGCAAACCUGGCACACGAGAAGCUCAAAGACUUGGGCGAAUCAACUUUGGUCAAGAUUGUUGGGAACUUUGUGGAGAAGCAGCACCUCAGGAUGCGAAAACUCAAGCGCCUUCUACCAGGGCGUAACUACAACUUCACUCAGACACUGGCAAAGAAGUAUGCGCGAUUGUUUCAGCUCGAUGAUUUCAUGAACGCAGUCCAAGUCAAGAAGAAGAUGGAUGCUGCUUUCAUAAGCGAAGAUUCAGACAUGUGUUCGUACAACAUUUCACGGUGUGAAGAGGACAGUGCGUUUGCAGCCAUCAUGACAAUGGUCAACGAGGGAACAGUCAGGCUUGUUCCUCAGCUACCUCCCAUCAACAACGAGCUCAACAGUCCGCUCCCCAAGCUAUCGGUGUGGGGAUUCUGUGAGGGUGGCUACAAUCAUCGAGCAAUUGAUCGGAGUCGCUUCUUCUGGGAUAUCCAUGUUGUUCCUACGGAAAAGUACAAGUUUGGUAACCCAUUGCAAACACUGUCUUCUCCAACAUCGCGAAAGGACGACCGAUCGGCUACAUUAUGGCAUCCUCUGCCUGAGCCGCCUCUUCCUGGCAAGUACGAUUCCCACGCCUUGCUUCCCAUCUGGAGCAGUAUUGAUGGUCAGCAUGUUACGUGGGCCUGGUGGUACCGCGUCCUGAAUCUUGUAUUGCAACCGCUGGUUUUCAUGGCUGGUGCCACUGCAAUGGAUAUUCAGGCUCACUGCCCUGAAAAUACCACUGAGCUCUUCGAAAUCCAGCUUGUUUUGGACUGGCUCGAGUCGGUCUGCGCAGUUAAGAAAACUGUCGGCGAUGGUUACACCACCCCUCCAGGCUUCUGGGGUGCUUUCGGCGACCAGUUGCACGAUACGGAAAAUGACUGGUUCGGCCAGCAUGUCAAGCGGAAGCCUAAGAACCAUGAGAAGCAGCGUUGGCGCAUGGAUUACAAUAUGAGACACUAUGCAUUGCAAGCCCGUGAUGCACAACAUGCUGAUACGGCCCCUGCUACAGACGCGGAAGGCGAUACAAGUACAACAGAUGCCGACGCAUUGGGGACGGCCAUCAGUCGUCAGAUUUUGAACAAUCCGAAGCAACAGUAUCGUAUCACGCAGAAAGCUCUUGAUGCUCAGCCAUCUCAGGAAGGCCAAGACAAGGCCGGCUCUGUAACAGCUGGCAGUCCCGCAGCCGCUGGAGAACAUACUAGACAGAGCUCUGCUACAGAGCACAGAUCAAGUACUAUACAAACGCCAGAGACAUCAAACAACUCGGAUGAUGAUAUCAAGAUGGCAGAUGCAAACGGAGAUGCAGGAGGUGAGGAGGAUGUCGAUGCCGAAGGCGAACUUGACGAAGUCACAUGUUGA
Bipolaris zeicola 26-R-13 is the source of this 7185-nucleotide messenger RNA. RefSeq lists its product as uncharacterized. The transcript is spliced from 4 exons. Gene Ontology annotation, cellular component: transcription factor TFIIIC complex. Gene Ontology annotation, biological process: 5S class rRNA transcription by RNA polymerase III; transcription initiation at RNA polymerase III promoter. Bases 1 to 7185 code for a protein of 2394 amino acids. The record is from RefSeq and is a predicted model, not a curated record. Gene Ontology annotation, molecular function: DNA binding. Lineage: Eukaryota; Fungi; Ascomycota; Dothideomycetes; Pleosporales; Pleosporaceae.